AUGUAUAUUUCUUCACUAUUUCCUUUUGUAUCAUUAACACCACUUCCGGAGAACAAGGCGGCAGCUAGGGGCUCCGUCCGAUGUGUUGGCGGGCAGGCGAUCAACCCUCCAAUGUGUUGUUGCUGUUGCGGAUUGCACCGUCACCAAAUCCACCUUAUUAGUUACGCCUUCGUUUCACUCGGUCUGCUCGCAACGGGUUUUGUCUUCACAAUAUUUUCUAUAUUCUACAAGGAUUCGCAAAUAGGGAAGGUAUGGCUAGCAGGACCUACGACUAUGGUUGUCGGUCUGGUGUUGUGUGGAAAGGGUGCCAAUCCCGUAAUGCAACGACUCGCAAAUAACGGUGGCAUGGCGCCAAACGGCCGACAUUUCGGCUCUUUCACCCCUUCACAGGAUGGCUAUCAAAAAGCUCUAAUUAUCCCAAAUAAUGCCGCUAAGCAGAGCAACGGCAGUAUAUCUGCCCCGUCAGGAUCCGGUUCACCAGGUGGCUUGCAUAUCCCUCCCCAAGUCACCGCAUACCAUCAACAAAAAGUCCCGAACGCCGAGACAUGUCUGAUGUAUUCACAGUACGAGCCGCCAUUAAGCAAUUUGAAUUCGACACCUAUCGGUAUGCGUUUGUCCCACGCAAAACUGGAGCAAUCGCCGAGGGGCAGUGUCACAUCACCGGCUGUCAGCGAGAUCUGCGAGUGCGCGAAGUACGGCACAAUCCGCCGGCCGGCCAACCUAUAUCAGGGCGAAUCGUUCGUGCUCAAUGAUAGGAAUUAUCUCAUA
Molecule: messenger RNA, 768 nt
Organism: Mesorhabditis spiculigera
Lineage: Eukaryota; Metazoa; Nematoda; Chromadorea; Rhabditida; Rhabditidae
Source: the annotation of a GenBank genome assembly